Messenger RNA from Scutellospora calospora, 407 nucleotides. Lineage: Eukaryota; Fungi; Glomeromycota; Glomeromycetes; Diversisporales; Gigasporaceae. The record is from the annotation of a GenBank genome assembly.
AUGUAACUGUAGAAAAUCUACAAGAAAAUUUGAAUCGUAAUUUAAAUAAUGAUUACGAAGAAAUUUUUGAUGGUGAAUUAUCUGAUGUUGAUGAUACAUGCUCUAUGUGUGAUCAAAUUGAUAUUGAGAUCACUUCUUCAUCUUUUCCUUCAAUCGAUAUAAGUGAUCUCUUGGGAUUUAAAGCCAUCAAUGAAUCAGUUAUUAAAGCUCUAUAUUAUAAACUUCGAGAAUACCGUCUUUAUGAAACGAUGGCUGUAUUGAUCAACCAUAAUAAAUUGAAAUUUGAGCAAUAUGAAAUACCUAUAGUCGUUCAAGAUAUGAUUAAACGUGGUGACGUUAAAGAUUUGAAACAUGUUAGAAAAGUCUUUCAUAAAGAAGUUGAAAAAAGACAAAAAUGGGCUAAAUGA